Messenger RNA from Exophiala viscosa, 931 nucleotides. RefSeq lists its product as uncharacterized. Gene Ontology annotation, molecular function: protein heterodimerization activity. Bases 145 to 843 code for a protein of 232 amino acids. Lineage: Eukaryota; Fungi; Ascomycota; Eurotiomycetes; Chaetothyriales; Herpotrichiellaceae. The record is from RefSeq and is a predicted model, not a curated record. The transcript has 2 exons.
GGCGUGGAAUUUCUACCGGCCAUCGUGACUGCCGGUGGUGCAAUAUUUGACUUGCUUCUUUCUUCACUUCUGUUCGAUGCGAUGUCCGCCUCCGACUAUCACUGAAGGAACUCUCCAGAUCCUUAGAAGCAACGACUGGGAGCAAUGACUUCAGCAGAUCUGCACACCGCUCUGUUGCGGCCAGCAGUCCUUCAGAUCUUGAGAGCAGCAGGUUUCGGGCACGCUCGACCGGUUGUUAUCGACACAGCGACAGAUCUGGCUGCUAGGUAUUUCCUGCUAUUGGCCUCUUCAACUGCUCAAAAUGCCUUCAACACACACAACACUUUUGUUCCGACUAUUCAGGAUGUGAGGGUCGCUUUGACUCAGGCCGGCGCGCUGGUACCGCAGAUGAGUGCAGCGGAGGAAACUCUGAGAGAUGAGGUUGAGAUCGAGGGCGCAAUGGUUCCUUUUGAGGACUUGCGCGGAGUACAAGGAUUCGUAAACUGGGCUCAAGGGCCGGUCAAUAAGGAAAUUCGAAGAGUCGCAGGAUUUGGUGAUGAUGCGAACGUCGAGGAGAUUGCAGCUGGCCUUGACGAUCAAGAGGAUUACUUGACUGCCCUGAAGAAGAAACAUAGCAAGACUGGCGAAGAAUCACGAUACCAGGGAACAGUACUGGGUAAAGAUACUGAACUGCAGACUGUGUCAAUUAUCGGAGGACCAGCAACUUCAAUUGCUGAAUGGACGCAACAAUCUUUGUCCACUGCGCAGACUGCGACUCCUCCUGCAGAUGCAUCUGCCACACCUGCGACUUCCGGCAUUAGUAGCGCACCACAGUCACCAUUGACACCCAUCGAAUCUGAAUAAACAAUCAACCAUUGUCACAAUCAACAAAAGCGAAUUCCAUGCAAUGCAGGAUCUUCAGCAAGCAAGAUCAUGGUCUCCAAGCGAACGC